GGGGGGGUGAAAAACGGAGGUCCCUCACACGUCUCGGUGAGUGGAGCUGAAGAUGCACGUUGAAGAUAAAAACCGAGACGUGCGCUUUUUCCGCGACUUCAGGCAUGGAAGCCAUGCGUGGAAGGGAGCCACGGUGAGAGAAAUAUGGCUUCUCAUAAGUCAAAGACUGGAUCAAAGAUAAACGUUACUAAAGCGGCAGAGGAGUCCAGCUCAGCGGACGAUUAUGUCACACCUGGGGGCUACGAGCUGGAGAAAAUCCUCAACCGUGGGAGCGUGGCUUACACUCAUGUCAACGAGGUCUGGCCUAACGUCUACAUUGGAGAUGAGCAGACGGCAAAGGACAAGUUUACCCUGAAGAGCCUGGGGAUUACUCACAUUUUGAACGCAGCAGAGGGGACGUGGAACAACGUGGACACCGGACCUGGUUACUACGGCGACAUGGACGUUGUUUACUACGGUGUGGUGGCAGAAGACGUCCCUACAUUUGACCUCAGCCAGCACUUCUUCUCUGCCGCCAAGUUCAUUCAGGAGACACUAGGAAACCCUCAGAAUAAACUGCUGGUGCAUUGUGUGAUGGGAAGGAGCCGCUCGGCCACCCUCUUCCUCGCCUACCUGAUGAUCUACGAGAACAUGACGGUUGUGGACGCCAUCGAGCACGUAAAAAGACGCCGACGGAUCAUCCCUAACUGGGGCUUCCUGAAGCAGCUGAGGCAACUAGACCAGCAGCUCCUGGAGGGAAGAGGAGUCUGAUUCUGCUCGGACAAAAUGAAAUGUCUCAAUUAAAAAAAAAAACUGUAAAAAUCAAUGUCAAAGUUAAAUCCGGGGAUUUAAAACAAGCAGGACACAAGUCAGCUAAAGUUAAUUAAAUGUUUUUUAUGUACUUGAAUAUAAAUUAUAAUAAAGAAACUUUUGGAGACUCAAA
This is a messenger RNA of Fundulus heteroclitus (mummichog), 922 nucleotides long. It is a transcript of the gene dusp29, whose product is annotated as dual specificity phosphatase 29. The transcript has 3 exons. The record is from RefSeq and is a predicted model, not a curated record. Gene Ontology annotation, biological process: protein dephosphorylation; negative regulation of MAPK cascade. Gene Ontology annotation, molecular function: MAP kinase phosphatase activity; protein tyrosine/serine/threonine phosphatase activity. Gene Ontology annotation, cellular component: cytoplasm. Bases 145 to 750 code for a protein of 201 amino acids. Lineage: Eukaryota; Metazoa; Chordata; Actinopteri; Cyprinodontiformes; Fundulidae.